This is a messenger RNA of Condylura cristata (star-nosed mole), 903 nucleotides long. Its product is annotated as basic proline-rich protein-like. Lineage: Eukaryota; Metazoa; Chordata; Mammalia; Eulipotyphla; Talpidae. The record is from RefSeq and is a predicted model, not a curated record. The coding region runs from base 1 to 903 and encodes 300 amino acids. The transcript is spliced from 3 exons.
AUGAGGAAGACCAGAGGCUCCAGGCCUUCACAUGUUGAACAGGUGCUGUAUUCAACUCCUAGCCAAAGGGUUGUGACUUGUGGGCAAGGGGCCAGGGGGCCUGCGGGAGGAAGCAGGAAAGGAGCCCAGGGUGGUAGCCCCGUGCCGCCCACUGCCCUGUUCACCCAGCACCAGACCCCUUUCCACCUUGUGCCACUUACAUCAGAAGAAGCAGCUCCCUCAGGAGCUAGAAGGAUCCAUCCCCUCCAACCCAAUGGCUACACACAAGGAGAAACUGAGACCAGCGAGGUGAAGGGAGCUGUCGCCGAUCACACCGCUGCGGGAAGUAACCCUCGUCUGGGGUCUGGGACGGUGGUGGGCAGUCGGUGUUGGAGCCCAAAGGCCUCACCUCCUCCCGGGCUAGGAGGGAGCCCUGCGCCCACCCUGGUCAGGACGGGCUCCGAGAAGGAAGCAGCCAGGCCUACAGCGCUCGGGACCCCACCUCUCCCUCUGCCCGGUGGGCACAGGGGCCCGGGAAGCGGAGCGGCAGCUGCCAGGCCUGGCCGCGGGCCCUGCGUGGGGAGGGAAGGCCGCCACCGCGCCCUGGGUGGCCCGCGAGGGCGCCCCCCCCCGCUCCCCGGGCAGAGCCGGUCUUGGCCGCCGCUGCCGCCCCUGAGGCGCCCGCUGUCCCGGUGCUACCCGGGCCGGCUCCGGCCGCUGGGCUCGAGCUUCGGCACCUCCCCGCGGCCUCGCCCUCCAGCUCCGCGCGGUGGAAGCGUCCCAAGCCGCAGCGCCGAGCCACCGCCCGGCCGGGCGCCUGAGCUUCUCAGCUCCUGCCGUUUCCCUCUCUGGGGCCCCCCAAGCCACCUCGAUGCGGGCGCCUCUCCGCCCUCAGUUCUCUGCCGGCUCCAACAGGAGAUCUGA